AUGCAACUACCUAAGACAAUUUCGACACCAGCAGCUACUGUUCCGUGUAGCACAGAUGUCCAGCUAUCAAAUGCAGCAGGUGAUGAGUACCUUAUCCAAGUGUCCUGGCCUCUAGCUUGGGAAGACAAUGUGGACUCGCGUCCAUCUGUCCCCAUAUUUUAUGUCCUUGACGGCAAUGCACAUUUCUUCACCCUCGUCGAAACGGUCCGCAGAGGUCUCGCUGUUGCAGCAAGUACCGAUGCCGUCGUCGUGGGCAUCGGCUACCCUGACUGCGGCCACUAUGUCUUUGGAAAUCGUCGAGGCUAUGAUUUGACCCCGCCCACGUCCACGUACGUGCCACCACGAAGCUGGGACGGCAAGGAGUUCACCUUGCCCCAUGGUGGAGCGACCGAGCUAUUGGACUUCAUCCAAAACAUCGUACGGCCUCAUCUGCUCAGUGAAAUCCUGCCGGGCUUCCAGCCAGUGAAGGAAGUGCUUGCUGGUCACUCUUUUGGUGGCCUAUGCGCACUGCAUGCCCUAUUCUCGCAUGCAUAUUGCUUCGAUACCUUCAUCGCCAUCAGCCCCACCAUUUGGUGGAAUGACCACUUCUUGCUGAGGGAAGAAAAGGAUUUCGUGCAGCAUAUGGCUUCGCAUUCCGGGAAACGGCCAUUGAGCUUAUACCUCUCGUAUGGGUAUUACGAGCAGUAUCCGAAGCGUCGGAAGACAUAUUCAGAUGAGGAGUAUGCAAAGAGACUAGCUCAUGCUCUGUCACUGCGCACCAACGACGAUAUUGAAGACAUGGCUGAUCGUCUGGGUCAGUCCAACCUCUUCAAUGUCGUCAAAGCUAAAGGCUACGCGGACGAAGAUCAUGGGAGUGUUGCGGCAUGUGGUCUAGGUUGGGCUGUUUGUGACGCUUUGGAUGACGAUCGGUUCGCUUGA
Cyphellophora europaea CBS 101466 is the source of this 918-nucleotide messenger RNA. RefSeq lists its product as uncharacterized. The transcript has 2 exons. Gene Ontology annotation, molecular function: hydrolase activity, acting on ester bonds. NCBI's taxonomy places the organism in Eukaryota, Fungi, Ascomycota, Eurotiomycetes, Chaetothyriales, Cyphellophoraceae. The record is from RefSeq and is a predicted model, not a curated record. The coding region runs from base 1 to 918 and encodes 305 amino acids.